Messenger RNA from Eufriesea mexicana, 387 nucleotides. RefSeq lists its product as uncharacterized. NCBI's taxonomy places the organism in Eukaryota, Metazoa, Arthropoda, Insecta, Hymenoptera, Apidae. The coding region runs from base 1 to 387 and encodes 128 amino acids. The transcript has 4 exons. The record is from RefSeq and is a predicted model, not a curated record.
AUGCAUAAAUCAGAUUCCGCGGAUUUCUCAAACCGCGUUAAGGUAUUAUUGGACCUGAUGACAAAUAAUUCCACGAAAGAAUGGGCGAACUGCGAAACUGAAGACUAUUUUAUCAGCUCCGAUGAAUCAGAUAUCGAGACGGAAGAUAACGACGAGUCGAACGAAGACGAGCAGAAUUUUGGAAAAAGUCAAGAUUGCGACACUAUUUUUCAUUUAAACAAAUUCUACGAGGAUCACGCGCAGACCACGCGAAAACACUUACCGACUGGGGCACGUGACGCUAGCAUCGCCUUCGACUUCGAGGAUAAGAUGUACAGGGUAAUUCCCCUAAGACUCGACAAAGAUAUAUUCAAAUUUUUACAAUACAAGUGGAAAACAGCUUGGUAG